Molecule: messenger RNA, 7742 nt
Organism: Leucoraja erinaceus (little skate)
Lineage: Eukaryota; Metazoa; Chordata; Chondrichthyes; Rajiformes; Rajidae
Product: zinc finger protein 654-like
Exons: 9
Coding region: 44-3487 (1147 amino acids)
Biological process (GO): regulation of transcription by RNA polymerase II
Cellular component (GO): nucleus
Molecular function (GO): DNA-binding transcription factor activity, RNA polymerase II-specific; DNA binding
Source: RefSeq, a predicted model, not a curated record
GACGCGUCCGUACGUCGGGUACGCGCAGGUAGGGGGGAGAAGCAUGGCGGAAGACGAGGAGUUGGAGGGAGCGAGUCUGAGGAAGGAACUGGAAUACAUCGAGAACGAGCUGCGGACGGCCCUGGGUCUCACCUCCGCGUCCAACGAGUACUGCCUGAAGUUCUGUCGAGUAACUGAAUGGCAUGCUGGAAAAUGGCAGGUGCCUUUGCCACUACUUCAAGUGCUUAAAAAUGCUAUUUGCUGUUUUACCAAAGCAAGACCACUUCUCGCUGCAGAAUGUGAACAUGUCCAAUAUGUCUUGAGCCGGCUGGCUUUGAGCUGCUUUGAAGUAUUUCUAUAUUGUAGAGAGGAGGAAUCGUCAAAAGAGUUUUGGAAAGAAUUUUUAAAAACUAUUCAGGAAUGUUAUGUUGUUUUACAGGAGGACUUAAAUACAGAACUUGAUGUACUUAUCAGGAUGAGUAAAAAUGGAGGACCAUGGCAAAAUCCAGUUCUGAUGUCCAUCCUUAACCAAGAGUUAGUUACUCAGGAAUUAGUAGAUGAAUAUUUGAAAUCAGAAUCUCCAGUGUUCUUUGAAUACAGAGUGAAAUACUUGAUGAAGUACAAGCAUAUCAGCGAAGCAAUGACACUGACCAAAUACUGUGUGAAUCACCCGCAAACUGGCAAAAAUAAGUACUUUCUCCACUUAUUCUUAACAUGGUUAUGCCGCACAUCGCCAGAAGAAGUCAUGUUGCAAGAGAUUGCUAGAAUUAACUGCCAAGAAGCCCUGGAUGUUAUUUGCAGAUUCGAUUCAGAAGGGCAGGUGGAAUUGGCUUGGAUUUUGUGUGUGGCAUUCCUUACUCGGCAGCUAAAAAAUGGAGACAUGUAUUGUACUAGGGAGUUGAUAUUAGUAUGGAGUAAGCUGCAGCUGAAACUUGAUGCAUCCAAGCAACACUUUUUAGAGAAGUGUCAUCACCUUUUAUUAACAUCCAGAAAUGUGAACCAUAUCUUCCUCUUUAUCAGGGUUAUUCAGAACGAGGUUGGAACUGAAGGCUUGCAAUUCUGCGUGGAACUCUGUGCGCGUGCUCUAAGGAUGGAUUACAAAGAUGAACCAAAUACAAAAACUUUAGUGUGCAAAACGCUGUCAUACCUGCUGCCAAAUGAUUUGGAUUUCUGUAGAGCAUGCACUAUUACAGUUUUUUUCUCAGAAUGUACCUUAGAAACUUUUCACGCUGUUGAAAAUCUCUACAGUCAGACAGAUCAGCCAUACACUGAAGACACCAGUGCAGUUCCCAGUUUCCUUCGUUGUGAGCUGCUGCUUGUUUUAAAGAACACCUGGCCUUUUGAUCCAGAAUUUUGGGACUGGCGAAUUUUGAAAAAAAACUGUCUUGCUCUAAUGCGUGGCAAAGUGGCCUUAAUCACAACUCGUGGAAAAGAUGCAUUUGUGAAGUUUGGAGACAACACAUUGGCUAAGAGUAAAACGAAUAUCAAGACCACGAAGGAACCGAACAUGUUGCAACUCCGCACAGGCACAUCCCGGGCAGAUAGCCACAGUGCAGUGAUGCAUCAUUGUGUGUUGUGUAAAAAGGAGUUCCUUGGUGGACAUAUUAUGCGACAUGCACAUGUUCAUCAGCAAAAAGGUGCCUUCUCUUGUCUGAUUUGUGCAAGGAAGUUCAGAUUGAAGGGACAAAUGCUGAAGCAUUUAAAGACUCACCUGAGGAAGAUUCAAAAACAUGAACUUGCUGCACAGAAAAAUACUGAAUCUUCCACUGUAGCCAGGGACGUACAGGAAACCUGUCCCCUCACAAAUGGGAUCCUUGAUGCAAAAGUAUCGACUGCUUCAGAAUCCGAAACUGCAGGCGAACAGAGUUACUAUAAAACGUUUACAGAAAAUGAAGAUUUUAAAGUUGAUCUUCCAAAUGAGCCAUGCAGUUCAGCUGGUCUGGAUGGAGCACUGAAUGAACAUUUCAAAACUCAGGAAGAUCCCAAAAAUGAUGUAGUUCCUGCUACAGCCGCUGAUAAUGUUAUAGGCGCUCAGCUGGUAAAAGAAGAAUUUGGGGUUGUUGUUCCAACCAAAAAGAAAAGAAAGAGCUGUUUUCUUGAUAAACAAAAUUCAAUAGGUCACAGAAAUAAUGGAGCUCUAUGCAAACAAGAACAGACAGACGAUGACGCUGCGUCAAAAGAACGAGCAGAAACUGACGCAAGAAGUGAUGGUUUAUUUAAUUGUCCAGCUGAUGGCUGUUCAAAGGUAUUUACUAAGAUCCAUUUUCUGAUUAAGCAUGCACGGAAAUUUCAUUCCUCUGAGGAAAAUGUACAAGAUUACCUGAUGGAGUGGUAUAAAGGGAAGUGCCGUUAUUGCCAAAGAAAAUUUAUUCACUCACAGCAUUUAAUUGACCACCUAAAAAGGCAUGUCUACCCUAAAUUAUUCUUCUGUUUACAUUGUGGCUGUAGUCAGAGGUUUAAGCGUGCUUCGGAACUUCUAAGCCACACUGAGAGUCAUGAAGCUUUUCAAGCACAGUGCAGCUUUGGCGACUGUGACCAGUUGUUUGACAGAGUUGAGAUGCUUUAUGAACAUGAGGCACAACAUUACUCAAGUACAAACCCUAUCCACUCCAGAGAUUGUAACAAAAGAAAAAGUCAAACAAGCAAAGUGCUAAACCAUCAAGCAAGGAUGAAUGAAGAGAAAAGACUAGAAAAUGUACAGAAUGCUGUGGACUUUCCAGUCCCAUCGUGGAAAUCACGAAAAGAGUUAUCAGAACCAAAGACCUACCUUCACAGUAUGGUUGGCAAGCAAAGUGGAAAUCAAAAUGGAUUGGGCACUCUUAAUGAUACUUCACAUGCUUCCAUCGAAUCAGAUGAAAAUAAUUUGACUAUUGAAUCGGGAAAUAUAAAUUGUGUUAAUAAUGAACAAAUUGUAAAUGGGCAUAAUAAACUGAAAGGGCCUUUGAUUCAUUCGAAUGCAGACACAUUUUCCUCGGGUGAUAUAUCAAAUGAUGGCAUUGGUGAUGCAGAUAAGACCAGUCUUUCAACUGAUGAUUCAAGAUCAGAGUCUGCGCCAGCUGUGCUGAAUGAUAGUGUUUCAAACGAAGCUUUAAAGAAAGAAGAUGCAGCAGUGUCACAGGAUAGUGACAGCCUGUCACAGCAAAGUAAGACUCUUUCAGGUUUGCAGUCGUCCUCUAAUCAAGAACAGAAUAGCAGCAGCAGCAAGAGUAAUAGCACUGGCAAGGGAGAACCUGAAAGCUGUGGCAAGCAGCGAAAUUACUAUCGGCCUCAACCACCAAGCUACCUAGCUGAAAGAUAUAUCACUAUGCCAAAACGAAGGAAGUUAGCCACCGAUACAAACCAGUCUCCCGCUUCACAAGAGAAUUCAGUUAAUGUAAAAAAUGAUCGACACAUAUGUCGGAAAUGCUUCGGGAUUUUCAACAACAUCGAAGCAUUGGAAGAACACAACUCUCAGAAAAAUUGUAGACCGCUCUUUGUUACGGAGUCGGAUAGCGAUGAGGGUGACUAGGACCUUGCAAGAAAAUGGCCAUUUCGACAUAGAAGAUAACAGUCAAACAAGGGAAUCACUUUACAGAGUUCAUCUCCACUUAAUCCAAGUUCCAUGCAAGGACAGAAAGGGUCAAAGAAGACAAAAUAGUAAACUAUCUUUGAGACGAACACCAAAAUUAAAAAGCGUUAGCACUUAUUCAGGAAGUGCUCUUGCACUGAAGUGUCUUGAAGUAUGGAGAAAUAUCUGACACCUUGUAGAAAUGGACGUGAAGUGCAAACCUUUGUUUUGCCACCUCAGAUUGGAAAAUCUUAUGUUUAUUUUUGUGUUGAGCCAACAAUUUAACAGCAUAAUCGAGAAGCACCUGAAGAUUUGCAUGGGCCAAAUUUAGCUGGGGCUGUGGAUCUUGCCAUGUUAACUAAACUUUUAGUGCACAUUUUGGCUCAAAUAUAAAUGCUUGUAUGUAAUUUGGGCUGAUAUCAAGUUACCUAAGAUAAUGACUGAAUCAACUCAUCUCAAUUAUCUCAAUCGUGGAUGGUUGAGGAACGGGGAAGAAAGAGAAGGAAAGGUGACUAAUAUUUUAUCAAGAGAAAAAAUAUAGAAAGGGAAAAAAAGUAAAAGUAUUUUCUUUAGCCUUUUUUAAAAAGAAUAUUACUUCAUAUGGAUGCGAAUGGUUUAAAGUUUUCUCCUUCUGGGAUAGUGAGAUUCAUUGGCACCACAUUAAUCAUGGCAUUAAAAGACUCUGCUCCUAACUAUGAGCUCAAACAUAUUGCAGUAAGCUUUGGGGCUUUUAAUACACAAAUCCAACAAAUUAUUGAUAAUGGGAGGAUGAAAUGCCUUUUGUGGCGACAAACAGUGGAGCAAUGUAGAUUGACCAGCAGGUUCUGGACAUUCGGUGUACAAUGUAUCCCUUCCGCAUCUAAUUCUGCUGGCCAUUUUCAGAUUCCGAUUCGGAUUCAGAUUCAAUUUAAUUGUCAUUGUCAGUGUACAGUACAGAGACAACAAAAUGCAUUGCAGACAACGAAAUGCAUUUUGUGAAAUAAGCUACACUGCAUCAUGAAUAAUAUCUAUUCAGGUAGAUUAGGCCCAACUUAGAUACCUUUUGAGCACAAUUGCAGCACCCCCAAGUUGAUUAAAUAUAGCUGAAAACCUUAAAGAUGCUUAUAACAGCUGAAGAUGAUUGCUCAGAAGCAAAAUUACAUAUGUGGCUAGUUGUAUUCCAGAAUAACAAUGCUGAAGAUAUAAGAGAUGAACACAAGGUUCAAAUUUGACUAGUUUAACACAAAUUUAUUUUUCCUGAUGCAAUAUCUUCUGUUGUACUGCAGUGAAGACAUAAAAUGAAUGUAUGUAUUACUGUUGUUAAGCCUAUCCCAUCAGUUAUAAAACACUGGACAUUGACUCCUUGCUUGUCUACAUUAGAUUUUAAAGUUAGUUUAAUAAGUUGGUAAGUACGAUAUUCACAUCAAUAUGACAUGCAGAAUGCAUAGCUUCUGAAGAAAUGUAGUAUGAGAAUUUUUAUUUACCUCAAAUGUGUUAAACAUUAUCCAAAUCCACUAAAAUAUCCCUUGAGCUUGUCAAUUCUGUAUGUUUUGUUCAUCUUCACAAACUUCCAAAGUGGAAUUAGUUAUUUGCAAAUCAAAUAGAUUAAGGGAUUGAAUUAUAAACAUUCUCAUGAUUAUAUUAGACAAUAGACAAUAGGCAUAGGUCUAUUCGGCCCUUCGAGCCAGCACCGCCAUUCAAUGUGAUCAUGGCUGAUCAUCCCUAAUCAGUGCCCCGUUCCUGCCUUCUCCCCAUAUCCCCUGAAUCUGCUAUCUUUAAGAGCCCUAUCUAGCUUUCUCCUGAAAGUAUCCAGAGAACUGACCCUCAGAUUUUAUUCCUAAAUCUGAAAAUGGAAAAGAUAACAACAAUCACCUAUUGAAAUUUAAAACUUAUUUUGAUGAUUGGAAUGAGCAGUGACAAUAUAUCAUGUAACAACUGUGAAAAUGACCUAGGACUGAAAGAUUGACUGCUGCAAUCCUAAGGGUGUUUGUAUUCAGUGCAUUACGAUUUAAACAAAAACAGAAGCAAUAAAGUCACAUUCAAGGUACUAUUGAAAAAAUAGGUCAAUUUAUAGAAAACUGACUUUUUGGGCAAACAUGCCUUCAGCUCAGAUGCCUUAUUUUGAGUGCAGGGAUCAUGGCUGGCAAAGAUAAUCUUAUGGGAAAUAUUUUUUGUUUGCAUUAUUUCCAUGAUAGUUGGGAGUCUGCAAAUCCAACAGUAUUUGAAGGUAUAUUACCUCCGACUGAUGGAUCCAAGUCAUUCUUCGGUGCUGGCUUUUUCACUAAUAUGUAUUUGGGAUAUAAAUAAGCUACAUUUCAUGUGUAAAGGCAAAUACACUAAACCCUCAUGUUGAAGAAGUCAUCCUUUUUAGAAUAUUGCUUAGCUAUUUGCUCCAUCAAAAAUUUAACAUUGAAGACUUAAAAUAUUGCAGAUGCAACACAAAAAGAUGAAAUGUUAGUACUCUGCUUUGACUCGGCGAAGAUCAACAUCAGGACCAAGAACAGCCUCUGUUGAUUACAACCCAUUACUGAAGCUGGUGCUAUACCCUGAAUGGCAAUAGAGAAAAUUAUCACUUAUGCAUAUUUAGAACUGGAAAAAAACAUACUUCUCACCGUAUAUUUUGCAAGCAGUAUGCACAUAGUAUUUGGAAAGAUGACUACCACAAUGAUGGCCUCAUUAUGCACUUUUUACAAAAGGCAUUAUUCAAUGCAAAAAUAUACAAUAUAGUGCAAUGUUAUUUUCCAUUAGCUUCUUGGGAUGAAAAAUGGCAGCCAACAUUUAUUGUUUGUUUUGGCAUUCAUCUUGAACAGCUGAUAAACUGCAUGCAGUCCAAUUAGAUUUUGAAGACUGAUUUGUUCUUUGUAUUACAGUAUAAUGUUGCAUCAUAUAUCACAUUGAUCAAUAUUCUCCAGUCUACAUUUUUGGAUCAACACUAAAAUAAUUGUAAAUGAAAAUCUGCUUCAAGCAAAGAAUCUUUAUCUUUACCUAUGUAAAGGAAAUGGAAUCAUGUUAGUGAUAAUCCUAGAGAAUUAAUUUCUGCUCAUUGCUAGGCAAUAAUGAAAAUGUGGUAAUAAUGAAAAUGUGGUGAGAAAUAUCAUGCAGAUAUAAAUGAACCUGACAAAAAGUUCCGCCGUUUCGGGGUUGUAGCAAUUUAUGUUAAUGCCAUUUGCCGUUAAAUUCUAACUCCUAAAUGUGCAGGCAUUGAAACAAAAUCAGCUAAAUGGUUGCAGUUGAAAUUUUAUAUUCAGAUCUUUUCUUAUAGAAUUGAGUACACUUAAUUGUCUAUUUUUAACACGUGCACUAAACUAUGCUGGAAAUGUUUUUCUAUUGAUAGUUUCCAGUGAAUAAGGAAAUUGAUUAUGUCUUGGAGGAGGUGGUUGUAAAAUAUGUAGAGAAGUAAAAUGUAAAUUCCUGAUGAACAUUACGUCAGCAGCAUAUGAUUUAUCCAUUCAGUUACUGUUGUGCCUGUAAUAAAAUAAUAUACAACUACUGUUUUAAGUAGGGAAUUGUACAUUUGAAAAUAUUUUUUACAGUUUCUAUGACUUGGUUUAUUAUUUUUCAAUUUAAACAUUCUUGUAAGUAGAUUAAAUUAUGAACAGGUAGUCUUUUAAAAAAAAUGUAGAUGGAUUACAAGGAGAUGGAAAUUGCUAGCAAGAAAAUAAUUGCUGAUCACAAUAAAUUGCUCUACUGUCCAUUCUGGAAGUUUUGUUCUUCAUUGGUACUUUGGAGUACAGUUGUCAUGCUCCGAUCAUUUUCCAUCACAGCAUUAUUUUCCCUCUUAUGAUUUAAGAGUAAGCCUAUAAAGAAUUAUUUAUUUCUUUAUCAGAAAAAGGCACUGACAACUUAGGGAGGAAAGCCUUAUAUAGUAUCAAUGUUUUCUUAUAUUUGUAAAUUGAUAUUUGAAAAGGUUUCCACACAAGAUUAAAUACACUUUUGAAAUUAUAACUUUUGCACUUUUCUCUUAAUUAUUUGUAUUGGGGGUAUUUAAAAUUUAAUUAUUUCUGGAUUAGCAAAUUCUAUAUGUUGUGCUUCCUUGUUGAACAUUUGUACAUUAUUCUACUUUUGUGCUUGUUAAUACAAAGCUCGAGCUGAGCCAUACUUGAACUGCAGUCAUUCGGGUGUAUACGGCCUCAAAUUUAAUUGUGAUACAGUUCUGAAAACAUGAUUUGAAAAAAAAAAUAAGGGUUUCUUUUGUAUUUUGCCUGAAUUUAUUGAUUAAAAGUCACUGUUGUCUCUA